AUGAAGAUCAAGGCCCUUUCUCGGAGCGUGGAGGCAUACCAGCCUCCCGGCGCAAGUGCGCAAAAGCUGCCUAGAAACCUCGAUCCCGCCCAGCAUCCUAUGGAACGCGCCCGAGAGUACACAAAAGCCCUCAAUGCUGUCAAGCUCGAGCGCAUGCACGCCGCGCCCUUCAUUGGACAGAUGGGCAGCGGUUUUGUUGACGGCGUCUACUCAAUGGCGAAGGACCCGAAUUCCCUGAAAAAUUUUGCAUCGGCAAGUGGUGAUGGUGCGAUCAAGACCUUCGACCUUACGAGCCGAGACGAGAUUUGGACGGUGAAGAGCGCGCACACCAAUAUUGUACGAAGUCUGUGCUGGACGAAGGACGGAAAGCUACUCAGUGCGGCCGCCGACAAGACGAUAAAGCUUUGGGACCCCUACAACACGCCGAGCGAUUCCGCGCCGAUUUCUUCUUGGCUGGGCAAUAGCGGUUUCCAAAGUCUGUCCCACCACAGAACACGGAACGCCUUUGCGGCCUCAUCCGCGUCUAGCGAGAUCGCCAUUUACGACCUCGAGCGACACAGUGCAGCGCCCGAGAUUCUGCGCUGGCCCAACGCGACCGACACGAUCACCUCCGUUGCUUUCAACCAGGUGGAGCAGUCGAUUCUGGGAAGCACGGCCGCCGACAGAAGCAUCGUGCUCUGGGAUGUCCGCACUGCGAUGCCCCUGACCAAGACGACCAUGACUUUUGCCUGCAACUCUCUGUCAUGGAACCCGAUGGAGGCUUUCAACCUGGUCGUUGGCAGCGAAGACCACAACUGUUAUAUGUUUGACAUGCGCAAGUUCGACAGGGCACUGAACGUUUACAAGGGCCACGUCGCGGCUGUCAUGAGUGUCGAGUUCAGUCCGACGGGUGAGGAGUUGGUCUCCGGAUCCUACGACAGGACAGUCCGCAUCUGGAAUCGCGACCAAGGUCACUCACGCGACAUCUACCACACCAAGCGCAUGCAGAGGGUCUUCAGCACCAUGUUCACACCCGACUCCAAGUACAUCCUUUCCGGCUCCGACGACGGAAACGUGCGCAUCUGGAGGUCCAACGCCAACGAUCGAUCCGGUAUCCGCUCCGCGAAGCAGAGACAAGCCCUCGAGUAUAACGAGGCCCUCGUCAACCGAUACAGCCACAUGCCUGAGAUCAGACGCAUCAAGAGACACCGCCACCUGCCGAAGGUCAUCAAGAAGGCUGGCGAGAUCAAGAAUGUCGAGCUCAAGUCGAUCAAGAGACGCGAGGAGAACGAGCGCAGGCACACCAAGAAACAGUUCGAGAAGAGACGGAGCGAGAGAGAAAAGCCUAUCCUGGCGCGCGAGAAGUAA
Messenger RNA from Colletotrichum aenigma, 1347 nucleotides. It is a transcript of the gene SOF1, whose product is annotated as Protein SOF1. Gene Ontology annotation, cellular component: nucleolus; small-subunit processome. Gene Ontology annotation, biological process: maturation of SSU-rRNA from tricistronic rRNA transcript (SSU-rRNA, 5.8S rRNA, LSU-rRNA). The coding region runs from base 1 to 1347 and encodes 448 amino acids. Gene Ontology annotation, molecular function: protein binding. NCBI's taxonomy places the organism in Eukaryota, Fungi, Ascomycota, Sordariomycetes, Glomerellales, Glomerellaceae. The transcript has 5 exons. The record is from RefSeq and is a predicted model, not a curated record.